AUGGCUAGGCUCAAGAACCUCGUCGCGCUCUCGGGGCUUCUCCUGGGAAGCGUCACAGUCGCUGCGACGCCGGCUCCCACGUCGUCCGUAAUUCCAGAUUGGCAUAUACAAUCCACCUUGAAGAUCACCACAGAACCGGCUGCCUUGUCCCGGCCUGGCUUGGACACUUCGGAAUGGACCCACGUCAAUGCCUCGCGCUGCACGUUGAUGGGAUGCCUGAUCCAGAGCGGCAUGUACAACGAGGAGGAAUUAUUCCUCUCAGACAACCUGCGAAGUGUCGACAGCGACCAAUUCCUCGUUCCUUGGCUGUAUCGUAACGAAUUCCCCCUUGAGCCAGCAGAGGGCAAGCACUUUUUCCUCGAGACAAACGGCAUCACGUCAAGAGCCGACGUCUUCCUCAAUGGCAAGCAACUCGCCGACAAGGCGUUCCAGUCCGGCGCAUACGGUGGCCGCACCUACGAUAUCUCUAGUAUUGUUGACGGUGUCAAUGCACUAGUCUUCAAGGUGUAUCCCACCGACUAUAUGCAUGACUUCGCCAUUGGAUUCGUGGACUGGAAUCCGGCCCCUCCGGACAAUGGGACUGGAAUCUGGCGAGACGUCACGGUUAAACAGACUGGUCCUGUAUCGCUGGGACCUCUGCGAGCCGUGACAACCUUUGACAGGCCCGUAGGACAAGGGGGCGCAGUCGUUGUUCUCAAGGCCGCAGUCCAAAACCUGGAGAAUAAACUGGCAACUGUUGAUGUCGAGGGUAUGGUUUCCAAGGAGGGUACUUCUGGCGAGCCCCUGAGCCUGAAGAAAUCCCUGACACUCCAGCCUCUGGCUAGCGAUGAAAUAAAUAUCGAGAUAUCGCUCGACGAUGCGGCAAUAUGGUGGCCCAAACAAUGGGGAGAGCAGCCCCUCUACAAGGGGCAGAUAUCAGUAUCGGUCAAUGGCUCCCUCUCGGAUAGUGAGGAGCGAAAAUUUGGCGUUCGCCAGGUGACCCACCAGCUGAACUCGUACAACGAUAGCAUUUUCAGCGUCAAUGGUCAUCCAUUCCAGGUCCUCGGCGCGGGUUACACGUCAGACAUCUUUCUCCGAUGGGACAGCGCCAAAUUCACCGCCCAGGCACAGUACAUGCUAGAAAUGGGGCUCAACACAAUCCGCCUAGAGGGGAAAAUGGAGCAUCCCGAGUUUUACGACAUCGCCGACCGUCUGGGGCUGAUGGUAAUGGCGGGAUGGGAAUGCUGCGACAAGUGGGAAGCCUGGAGCUACAACGACAAUCUCGAUGACCCAAUACCGAUCUGGGACGAUAAUGACUACAACACGGCAAACGCGAGCAUGUGGCACGAGGCACACAUGCUCCAGACCCACCCAAGUAUCCUCACCUUCUUGGUUGGAAGCGACUUCUGGCCAAACGACCGAGCUGCCGCCAUAUACCUAGACGCCCUUGCGGCGUCCGACUGGCAAACUCCCAUCAUCCCGUACGCUGCGAAGAAGGACGGAUACCCAGAGGAUCUCGGACCGCCGUCGCUGAAGAUGGAAGGUCCCUACGACUGGGUGCCUCCCAACUACUGGUACGACACGAAGCCGGCAGAGGAGCGACUGGGAGCUGCCUUCGGCUUCGGCUCGGAACUUGGUCCCGGGGUGGGUACCCCCGAGCUGAGCAGCCUGAAGAGGUUCCUGUCCAAGGGCGAGCAGGACGACCUGUGGAAGAGCCCGAACAAAAGCCUGCUCCACAUGUCGCCCAGCAACUCCGACUUCAGCACCCGCACAAUCUACAACGGCGGUCUCUGGAACCGGUACGGCGCCCCGACAUCCCUGGACGACUACCUGAUCAAGGCGCAGAUCAUGGACUACGAAGCGACACGGGCAGAGUUCGAAGGAUACUCAGCCUUGUGGAACAAUGAGCGCCCAGCCACCGGCGCCAUCUACUGGAUGCUUAAUGGCGCCUGGCCGAACCUGCACUGGAGCCUGUUCGACUACUACCUGCACCCCGCCGGUGCGUACUUUGGCACCAAGGUGGCGGGCCGGGUCGAGCACGUGGCGUACGACUACGUCAACAAGUCUGCCUACCUAAUCAACCACUCCCUCGACCGCAGCGGGCCCCGCUCAGUGGCCGUCGACGUCAUCGGGCUUGACGGCAAGGCCCUCUCCAGCGACGUAGUGCGGGCCUCGACGGAGCCAAACACAAGCAAGCGGAUCGCCGACCUGACGAGGGCGCUCGGCGGCGCCGUCGACGGCGUCGUCUUCCUGCGGCUGGUGCUCAAAAACGACGAGGAUAACAGCACCCUGAGCAGGAACGUCUACUGGCUGGCCGAGAAAACCGACACGGUGGACUGGCCCGCCUCGGACUGGUUCUACACGCCCGUGUCCGAGUUUGCAGACUUCACCGCCCUCGACAGGCUCGCGGCCGCCGAUGUCUCGGUCACGGCUGAGCCGGCGACCGGCGGGGACGGCAAGUGGAAGGUGGUGCUCGAGAACCGGGCCGAGGUCCCGGCGUUCUUCGUCCGCCUGAAUCUCGUGGACAGGGAUGGGGGGGACGUGGUUCCCGUGUUCUGGUCGGAUAACUAUGUGACGCUGUGGCCGGGGGAGACGCUCGAGUUGGAGGUCGGCGGGGGAGGAGGGGCUGCUGCGAUACAGGUUAGCGGGAAGAAUGUUGCGAGGGCAGAGGUCAGGAUAGCUUAGGGGGCUGCACUAAUUCUUUUGCCUUCGUUCCAAGUCUCUAAUUUUCUACUUUCAUUGGUCCUGGAUCUGUACGGCGUUAUAGAGUUUCUGGGCAGGUUGCCGUGUGCCUGGAAGGAGGGACAACGGCCUGGCUGUGAUUAUGUCUAGAACCACGAGACCGUCAGAAAUAAGCCUGCCUACACAAUUAUAC
Molecule: messenger RNA, 2854 nt
Organism: Phialemonium atrogriseum
Lineage: Eukaryota; Fungi; Ascomycota; Sordariomycetes; Cephalothecales; Cephalothecaceae
Product: glycoside hydrolase family 2 protein
Exons: 1
Coding region: 1-2664 (887 amino acids)
Biological process (GO): carbohydrate metabolic process
Molecular function (GO): hydrolase activity, hydrolyzing O-glycosyl compounds
Source: RefSeq, a predicted model, not a curated record